AUGUCAAAACGGGAAAGCACCGGCGAGGAUGAGAGGUCUGUUCCACCCGUCUAUGCUCCUACUCGCGCGAUCGUCUGACACUCAACAGGCCGCCAAAGAGACCACGCCAAGAACAUUCAUCUCAGCCUCCUAAAGUAGAAGAGAUCCACUUUGCGAGACAGCUACAGGACCUCCUCAUAUUCCGACAAGAUGGCAUCCAACAGCUCCGCAAUGGGGUUGCUUCCUUUAAGGCCUUUUUGGAGAGCAUCUUAUAUCACAAGGAAGAAGACCAUCGCGGAAGACAAAUUUCGAUUCUCCGCGAGUACCUCGAAACUCAGAAACCUUCAGAGAAAGACACAGAGAGGCCUUUCUUGCCCCAGCUAUGGCAGGCGUGGUCUUUUGCCAACCAGAAUAACAAUGACCACUUGGCUUCGUCAAUAUCUGCUGUUCUGGCACUCCUUCUGAAAACACUCUCUGGUGUACUUGAUCUUCGGGAACAUGGUGUUCUUCUUGGCAGAACGGUCCUUCAACAUCAACAUUUGCGCUUGAUCAAGCGGUGCUUGGAUGCUCCGAAGCACAAGGACUUUAUCAUUUCGCCGUCCUUGCGCCUACUCACUGAGGUAACAAGCUUCGAUGGAGGAGUCCUUGCCCGACAAGUGUACAAACGAAGAGAGGAGACCUUCGACAUCAACAAUCUCCGUCGACUAUUGGGCGUGGUCAAGCUUGAGUACGUCUACCAAAUACCAUACAGAUCGCGAGACUAACUUUUACUUGCAGUAUCUCCGAGGAAGAAGCCCGGCGCAAGCCAGCAUUAAGGACCUUGACUCUGCGAUACAUCUUGACGCUUUUGAAAUACCUGCACGAAGGUGGAAAGAUAGAUGUGUUGAAGAACAAACCUCUGUGUGGCGCGAUGUUCCAACACAUCCAAGAUGACCCUUCUGACCUAGUCGCCGAGCUUCUCAACACUAUGGAGCAGAGUAUACUCAAGGACGCCGAACUUCCUCGAUCCUCGAAAGCUGCACUACUUACGCCACAAAAUUUGGAAAGAGUCACAUCGAUUGCUUCGAGGGGAAAUGAGGCUCACAGUGCUUCGGAUAGAGCAUAUGUAUGGCUCAAGACAGUGUGCACCCACCACGUCUACGGCGUCUUCAGGAAAAGCGGCUGGUAUCCUCCUGGAACAAGCCACCUCAACUCGACCGGCUCCGAUAAACUCAUUCAGCUCGGACUUGACAGUAUUGAAUUCUACGACAGCGCCGAGUCCAUCAACGUGCGGAAUCCAAUAUUACUAUCUUGGAUCCAAACUUUGCGGGCUCAGAGCAACGAGCGGGAGAGGGAGCUUCUCAUCACUUGUUUCGCUUCGGCGCCUGAACUUGUCGCCGCUUACUUUUCGCAAAAGCCGUUCCAGCUCGAGCCAAAACUGUCGAAUACGUGGAUUGGAUAUGCGUCGCUGAUGUUUGAGGUCGUAAAUCUUCCUGUGCCAGAAAACUUUGGAGACGAGGAAGAAAUCCCGAAUCUACCACCACAAACCUCCAUCGCGGUCGAAAGCAUCUUACCACGGCCUUUGAAUCGAGGCGUUCUCACACGCUGUUUGAAUCAGAGCAGCGGAUUGAUCACAUUCUUUGCUGUGCGGAUACUCGUUAAAGCUUUCGAAAAGCUUUCAAUUGUGUUGAGCCAGCUGCGCCGUGGACCACAUACGGAACAAGCGCUAUGGGACGAAGCUGCAGAGAGGCUGCGCGAACGGUCCGAUGCGCGUUGCCCAGCGAUGAAGGAUGUCAUCGCUGCUUAUCGAAAAAUACCAGAUGACCACGAGCAUGCCAUGCAGCGCGAAGCUGCUACAAAGCUAGUGUCUCUGUACUACGAGGUCAGCCCUGUCCAGGCUUUGGAGGAGCAGUUUGAUGUUUCAGUUGCACUGGCUACAGCGUUGCGACGCAGCGAGAAAGCUGGUGCGAAUGACGAAGAGCUUCGAACAUUCAGAGCGCUUGAGCUGGAGCACCUGCUCAACAUUGCCCGACACGGGACAAACAUGAGAUGGUUCAACAAGCAAGGCAGUCUCGAACACCCGCCCUCAGUGGCGCUGCUCAGGAUACAUCGGAAAGACAAGAGGAACAAGCAAAUCAGGUCGCUCUUAGGCCAUGUCCUGACCGAGAACGGCAUUCUGAACCAGCAGAAAGUCAACGAAGGCCCAUCUCCGUUGGAUGCACUUGUUGCGAGCACCCUCGAUCUCCAGGAUGGAAGUAGUGUUUGGGCCUUUGUCGAGGAUUGCUUCACCCGAUGCGUUCGACAGCCCGUGAAAUAUGUCGACAGCUUGGAGGCAAUUUCAGCUGAUGGAAAAGGUUCAAUCGAGGGCGUUAAAACCAAUCUACCGAGCCUCCUUACUGCUGUCCUCCUUGAACAGGCUUCAUUCGUCGCCGCCCAGUCCGACACCGCAGGUAAGGAGAGACAGGCAUGGAUCGUCCAAUUCCUCGGUCUACUCAGCCAGACAUCUGACGAUUGCGAAAUACUGCGACAACUGUCUACACAAGCUACUCAGACCCUUGGUCUAAAGAUCAAGAAGGCCGACAAAACGAGCGCGAAGGCACUACUCGCAGAUCUGACAAUCGAAGAGACCGGAACCAGUGCCGCGGAGGCUGAGCAAACGGUCAUAGCAGGAGAGACACCUGUGCAGCUACCGUAUGAGCCUCCUCAAAAGGAAGCUAGCAGCCACCCAGAACUUCUACGAUGGUCACAGAAAGAUCUCGAGCUUGCAAUAGAGGACGGUGAUGUCGACGCACUUAUUUUGGACCUUUGCUCCGAGCAAGUCAGCGUACGAAAGCAAGCGGCUACUCAAAUCAACAAGCUCAAAUUCCAGCUUCGGGCCGCCACAAGCCAGGAGAACAGUGCCCAGCUUGCUCUCCUUGUCGGCGAGUUAAUGGAGACAUUCGAGCAGCAGUACACCAAUCCUGUCAACCCAAUGCCCUACAUUGCUGGAACCUUUGCGGUGCGGGCUUUACACGUACAGACUCAGCCUCAGCAUUUCAUCUACCCCAAACUGAACCACUUCCUGAUACGAGGCCCGGAAUGGCGAGCCAACACACUACCCAGCUACUGGUUAUCCACCACAGUCCUUGACCAACCAAAGGUCGACGACGCAUACUGGCGCGAGGCUCAAUGGGUUCUAGACUGGCUCGUCGAUGGCCUCCGGACCCCCGCUGACCUGGAAAUCUUGCGACGAGGCAGCAUUUUCGAGAAACUCCUCGGCUUAUGGAUCUCCCCUGGCGCCGCAAGCCACAAACAAAUCCGAGAGAAAUGCUUCGAACUCGUAUUCCGCGCUUCGUGCGUCGAAAGUGGGAGUGAUUUUCUCAUCACGAGAAUCGGGAUCCUGAGCUGGCUGGAUAUGGUUUCUACUUCUGAUGCGAAAGCUGCGGUGUUGAAGGAUCGAAUUCUAGAGACUUGUGAUACCGAGCGAAUCCAGGCAUGGAAGGGAGGGAGGAAGGCUUCGAAGAUUGUAUGA
Molecule: messenger RNA, 3469 nt
Organism: Lecanosticta acicola
Lineage: Eukaryota; Fungi; Ascomycota; Dothideomycetes; Mycosphaerellales; Mycosphaerellaceae
Source: the annotation of a GenBank genome assembly